This is a messenger RNA of Wallemia ichthyophaga EXF-994, 1239 nucleotides long. RefSeq lists its product as uncharacterized. Gene Ontology annotation, biological process: cell division. Gene Ontology annotation, cellular component: plasma membrane. NCBI's taxonomy places the organism in Eukaryota, Fungi, Basidiomycota, Wallemiomycetes, Wallemiales, Wallemiaceae. The record is from RefSeq and is a predicted model, not a curated record. Bases 1 to 1239 code for a protein of 412 amino acids. The transcript is spliced from 3 exons.
AUGUCCCAACAAAACCAAGCUGUUAUUCUAAUCUCUUUCCCUGGCUCAACUGCCUACCAAGUCUAUCAAGACCAGCGUGUCCCUCUCAGCGCCGGUGUCCUUGACCUAAGCCUUGUCAGUCUCAAUUCCACCAUCAACUACGACAACCCCACCGAGAUAUUCGACAGUCAAAUGUCAGGCGGAACUGACUACUGGCUGGUGUUAUCCAUCAGGGGUGACGAGAAAGCGCACGCGUUCGAGCUAGCACUGCCAUCAGGUAUCCCUAUAGACAGAAUAGGCGAUUGUGGCUACAGCAUCCCUUCGCCCACACUCCCUGAUGCCUAUAUCGAUAUUGAACUCCCCGAGAAGCAUUCAGACGAGGACAAGGAGAGCCUCGAGGUUAUCCUCGGCUCCUACGCCAGUCUCCCCGUCCCACAAGCUCAGAGUGAUUUGCGCGGCAAACUCUGUCUCGUCGAUACCCAAGACGGCCAAAUAUUAGGUUCGCUCGAUGAGGCUCAGUCGGGCGCUCCCGUUGAAGACCCUUCACUGAGCGAGACGGGUAACGAAAAACACCCAGUCGUAGUCGAUUUCCCUGACCAGCCUGACGAAUCCAUCCGCGUAUCUGCCGCUAAAGACCCCUCGCUGAUGAUUCGCAGCAGCAACUACGUCAGUCAGACCAUUAUCGGAGGCGGCAACCUCCUCGGAAAAGGGCUCGCAGCCGGCUCGCAAACCUUUGUUGCCAAGACCAAGACGGGCGAGAAACCGCUCGUGUUUUCGGAGAACUCGCGCAAGAACGCGGCGCGCGUGCACAAACUCACCGGUCAAGUAGCUAGUGUGUCGGCCAAGACGAGCGGUGUAAUUGCCGACUCUGCGCGCGGUGUUGGCGCGUACGUCUCUGGUAAGGGCAAGAAAGACGACAAGGAGGAUAAGAAGCCGGGCUUCUUUAACAAGGCCUUCACGGCCGUAGAUAACGUCUUCACGUCGGUAGAAGAGGCCAGCAAGACUUUCGUUAGCGAUGCUUCCAUGGCAGGGAGUGUUAUGGCUGCUCAUAAAUACGGCCCAGACGCUGGCAAGGCCGUUAGAGGCGUCGGUGACUCGGUCCAUAACGCCGCUAUUGUCUACAUUGACGUCAAGGGCGUGUCGAGAAAGGCACUCAUCAAAUCUGCUGGCAAAGGCGCCGUCUUUGGUGGUAAACAGAGCGCCGCACCUGCUAAUACCGCCGAUCCUUCGCCUUCGCCUUCUUUACCAUCCAAGAAUUAG